AUGCCUCGAACCAGCAUUGAAUCCGACGCAGCUAGUAACAUGAGCCUGGACGACGGAACACAACGCUCGACAAGCGUGUCAAUGGACGAUCCUGAUGUUCGCCUGGCUGCUGAAGCUCUAUCUGGUCUCGGUAAUCCUGACUUUGCGCGUUCACCCAAGAAUCGGCCAUCGGCCUCAAAGCCCAGCCCUGCACGCACCUCUACAUCUUCAAACAAGGACCUUGAGCCGUUGUUGGACCUUCUGGUCGAUGCCCAUCCUUGGGUCGGAAACACAGUAAACGGCAGUCUGUCCGCUUAUAAUGCGACCAAGAACUUCUCACCCCGGAUUGUCAGAUACGGAGUCCAUCUCGUCGAGCGCAAUGUUGGCUCUCCUGUUGCCAGUACCGUCAGUAACAUCGGCAGACGCACCGGUGUCGAGGGAGGUAUUAGACGCUAUCUUGAUAGCCGUAGGCCCAGCUCACCUGCCAUGGAUCCUACUCAUGGUAGCAAGCGUCGCCGAGUCACCUCGGAUGAUAUGGAGAUCGACCGUAACCCCCAGGAGCCUGGUCUCCAAGAUUCUCAGGAGUUCUUACCAGCGUACCAGGCCAACAAACCGCCUUCAUAUAGGGAAGAAGUCAGCCCUCAUGGAUCAGAAAGAAGUAGAGCCUUGGAAAGACCUCCUAUCAACAGAAGCUGGUCAACCAAGAUAUUCAUUUCGACUUCUGCUCUUGGUGUCGCUCUUAGCGAUUCUUCCCUUCGAAGUCUCCAGUAUUGCGUUAAGCUUCUCUCAUCGGCCACGGAGCACGUUGAGAGUGUAAUGAAUGCGUUGAAGAUGGUCCUACAUGAGUACGACCAGUCGCAAGAAGUGUCACAACAAGACCGAGCUAGGCGUGAAAAAGAGACGGAAGCAGGCAUCACCAUUGAAAUCAAAUCCGGAAACGAGCGUGAUCAAUCAACGGAAAUGCUUGCAAGACGUAUCAAGUCUCUGUGCGAUGAUAUCUGGCAUACCAUCCAAACUGUUGUCAAUUCUGUCUCGACCUACGCUGGAGGCGCUCUCCCUGAGAACGCCCGCAACAUUGUCAAGGGACAAUUGCUUUCUAUUCCUCAAAGAUGGCGAUGCGCCACACAAUCGGCAGAAGCAGCAUCCCCCUCGCAGUCAGCCACCAAGGCCGAUGGCGGCGAGGAUGGCAAGGCCAUCGAGGGUCAGAAUGCAGACGAGAACACACGCAAAGCAGCACAUCGUAUGAUUGCCUUCGCCACCGAGGGCCUCGACAUGAUGGCUCAAGUCAACAAUGUCGUCGGUAUCACAUUGCAAAGUGCCGAGAAUUGGCUGCAAAGCCUUGGCAGAAAUAACCGCGAGGAGGAGAUGAUGGAUGCUGACGACCCAAGAGAGUCGGCGGCCGAGUAA
Messenger RNA from Aureobasidium pullulans EXF-150, 1386 nucleotides. RefSeq names its product transcription factor Opi1. NCBI's taxonomy places the organism in Eukaryota, Fungi, Ascomycota, Dothideomycetes, Dothideales, Saccotheciaceae. The transcript is spliced from 2 exons. Gene Ontology annotation, molecular function: transcription corepressor activity. Gene Ontology annotation, biological process: regulation of transcription by RNA polymerase II; endoplasmic reticulum unfolded protein response; phospholipid biosynthetic process. Gene Ontology annotation, cellular component: nucleus; endoplasmic reticulum. The record is from RefSeq and is a predicted model, not a curated record. Bases 1 to 1386 code for a protein of 461 amino acids.